Molecule: messenger RNA, 1416 nt
Organism: Drosophila sulfurigaster albostrigata
Lineage: Eukaryota; Metazoa; Arthropoda; Insecta; Diptera; Drosophilidae
Gene: Vps36
Product: vacuolar protein-sorting-associated protein 36
Exons: 3
Coding region: 107-1300 (397 amino acids)
Biological process (GO): protein transport to vacuole involved in ubiquitin-dependent protein catabolic process via the multivesicular body sorting pathway
Cellular component (GO): ESCRT II complex; late endosome membrane
Molecular function (GO): phosphatidylinositol-3-phosphate binding; ubiquitin binding
Source: RefSeq, a predicted model, not a curated record
CCACUUACGGUCACCCUGGCCGUGAAUCAAAACUGCCAUUUAGCUCCAAUAUUGUGAUAUAUAGUAAUCCAAAACAAAAACAAACUAAAGAUUUAGUUAGGAAACUAUGAAUCGCUUUGUCUACGAGCAGGCCCGACUUGUGGAAAGCGAAUCCUUUGUAAGCCGUGACCGUAAUGUGAAGAUUUACGAUGGUGACCAAAAGACGGAUUUCGAGGAUGGAGAAGUGGUGCUAACUACUCACAGACUCUUCUGGGGACGCCCUGGUGAGAUAGCUCGAGCAGCCGUUACACUUUGCUUGCCACUUAGCUAUGUGUUGUCACUCAGCGAAGAAACUACCUCAAAUUUCUUUGGUCGCAAGACGCGUAUUAUAAUGCAUCUGCGACCACCAGACGUCAACAAAGCACCUGGUCCCUUGGACACAAGUCGUGCGGCUCAUAUUAAGCUUUCGGGCAAAAACGGACUAAGCGUUGAGUUUCACAGCGCUCUACGCGAAACAUUGACGGCAAAGGUUUGGGAAAUUUCACUAACCAACGAAACAAUACUGAAGAGUCCGGCACCCUUGGCCAAUGUCAAUGAUCGCUUGGCAAGAAUUCAAAAGCGCACUGGUAUUGGUGGCAUAGAACGUCAUCUGGAAGCGAAAGCCAAGGCAACAGAUGAGAAUAUAGCGCUUGCGUUCCAGGAUCUCAGUGUUCUAAUGGCCAUGGCCAAGGAUAUGGUUGGAAUAUCGAAAAGUAUUAGUAGCAAGAUACGUGAACAAAAAGGUGAAAUAUCUGAUGACGAAACGGUGCGAUUCAAGUCCUAUCUGCUCAGCCUGGGAAUUGAUGAUCCUGUAACCCGAGAUAACUUUACUAGCAAUACAGCCUACUUUAACAGCUUGGCACAGCAGAUCUGCGAGAUGCUAUUGGACCCCAUUGAAGAACACGGUGGCAUGAUGUCGCUGGCCGAUGUCUAUUGUCGUGUCAAUCGCGCUCGUGGCCUGGAGCUUCUUUCCCCAGAGGAUCUGCUGCAUGCUUGCGAGCAACUGCGUGGCCCCAUCAAACUUCGUCGCUUUCCCAGCGGAGCAAUGGUCCUACAACUUGAAUCACACGAUGACGAACUUAUUGCCAUUGAUACAUUGGAGAAAGUUACGGCGGCCGAGUCUCUGGCAGUGGAGGAGCUGGCCAAACAACUGGACAUUUCGCUUCUUUUGGCCAAGGAGCGUUUCUUGGUGGCAGAGCGAUUGGGAAAAGUUUGUCGUGAUGAGUCCGUUGAGGGUUUGCGUUUCUAUCCCAAUCUAUUGCUCGAACGCAGCAGUGGCUAGCCGGACAUUGAGAAUGUAUCUCAGCUAAUAUCAUUUUAUGUAAUAAAUUUUUCUGUUGUCUUCAUUCGUAAAUAUAAACGUGGGUUCGGCUGUGCAGUCCCUAAAUUUAUAGCAAA